AUGGACGGCAACUCACCGCCCCCGUCGGCACGUGGGACCCCUGCACGCAGAGGCCGCCCGCCGAAGAACGCUAAUCGCACGCCCGUGCGCAACCCAGAUCCAGCCACGCCCGUCACCAGCCCCACAGACCAAGAUACCUCUGUUGUACUCUCUUCCAUGGACAUCCGCGUAGCAGGAACAACCCCGAUCGUAUCCGCUGACGGAUCCAACCAGAACACCAGCGGCGCAACAAACUCUUCGUCAGUCGCCUCAGCCCCCAAUUCCAGGCGCGGUUCUCGCAAAGCCAAGACGGACGCUAUCGCUGCCAUGCAAGCUUCCUCCACCGGCGACGAGUCCGACGACCCUCAGUUGAUGGGCGCCCUGCGCAACUCAAUGCCUAUCGAGGUCGCUCCCGUCUUGAAUCUCGCUUCGGUAAAGACAAUUAGCCCUAGGGAACUUCCGCCCAGGUCGACGCCACGGCCAUUUGGCCUCGAGGACUGCCCAGCGUUCUACCCAACCCCAGAAGAGUUCAAGGACCCCAUGGCAUACAUCCGCAAAAUAUCGGACAAGGCGACGGAGUACGGGAUAUGCAAGGUUGUUCCGCCUGUUGGAUGGAAGAUGCCGUUUGUCACGGACACUGAGAGUUUCCGCUUCAAGACACGUCUUCAGCGGCUCAAUUCCAUCGAGGCCUCCUCGCGCGCUAAGGUCAACUUCCUCGAGCAGCUGUAUCGCUUUCACAAGCAGCAAGGCAAUCCUCGUGUCUCAGUACCCACCAUCAACCAUCGACCACUCGAUCUGUGGCUGUUGCGCAAGGAGGUGCACAAGUUGGGUGGCUAUGAAGCGGUGACCAAAAUGAAGAAGUGGUCCGAUCUGGGUGCUCUGUUGGGGUACCGUGGCAUUCCGGGUCUAUCGACGCAGAUUCGGAACUCGUAUACCCGUGUGAUUCUGCCGUAUGAACACUACUGCGAGCGGGUGCGCAACUCGACCACGUUGUCGCCAAGCGUGCAGCGCGACCCCUCGCGCGCCCCUGGUGACUUGUGGCUCGCUGACUUCGGCAAAAUCGGGAAGAGCACGAGUAGCCCUCCGUCCAGUCCCCUCACUGCAUCGUCUUCUAGCCCCUUAUCCGAGCCGCCCGAAGAUGGUAGGCGGGGCAGACGCAGCGCUCGGAUGUCCACCGAUCGGAUGACCACUCCUGUGCGUCAGCUUUCAGAAGGCGGCACGACCCUGCCCUCGCCCGCCUUCCCAUCUCCUUCGUUCCGCGAGGCAAAGCGAGAGCCGCCAAAGGAUAAGCAAGAGCAAUCCUGCGAGAUAUGUCAGAAGAAGAAUCGCGGUGAAGAGAUGUUGCUCUGCGAUGGCUGUGAUUGCGGCUUUCACAUGUUCUGCCUUGACCCGCCUUUGUCGUCCAUUCCGAAGGGACAGUGGUUCUGCCAUACUUGUCUUUUGGAGACAGGCGGUGAUUUCGGGUUUGACGAGGGCGAGGAACACAGUCUGUCGACUCUGCAAGUACGAGACGCUGAAUUCCGGAGGAUGUGGUGGUCGAAGCAUGCACCAAACGCAAGUGUAAAGAUGGAUUAUGAGCCGAACGAUCCGACCGUUACUCGGGUCGGCGACACCGCGGUUUCUGAGGAGGAGGUGGAGCAGGAGUUUUGGCGCCUGGUCCAGUCACCCGACGAGACGGUUGAGGUUGAGUACGGAGCUGACGUCCAUUCUACCACGCACGGAAGCGCGAUGCCCACCAUGGAGACUCACCCCCUCGACCCCAUGGCAAAGGAUCCGUGGAACCUGAACAACAUGCCAAUCGUGUCCGAUUCUCUUCUGCGCUAUAUCAAAUCGGACAUCUCCGGAAUGACGGUGCCCUGGACCUAUGUUGGGAUGGUCUUCUCCACGUUUUGCUGGCAUAAUGAGGAUCACUACACGUACAGCAUAAACUUUAUGCAUUGGGGUGAGACCAAGACCUGGUAUGGUAUUCCCGGCGACGACGCCGAGAAGUUUGAGGCGGCCAUCAAGAGUGAAGCCCCCGAUCUAUUCGAGGCGCAGCCCGAUCUCCUAUUCCAGCUUGUGACCUUGAUGAACCCCGCGCGUCUGACGGAGGCUGGUGUGCGCGUGUACGCGUGCAACCAGCGUGCAGGCGAGUUCGUUAUUACGUUCCCCAAGGCUUAUCACGCGGGGUUCAACCAUGGGUUCAAUUUCAACGAGGCGGUCAAUUUUGCGUUGCCGGACUGGCUGAGGCUGGGACGGGACUGUGUGGAGCGGUAUCGGGAGCACAGGAAACUUCCUGUGUUCUCUCAUGACGAACUUCUCAUCACUAUCACCCAGCAAUCGCAAUCCAUCAAGACGGCCAUCUGGCUCGCGGAUAGCCUGAGGGAGAUGGUCGUCCGAGAGCUUGGAGAACGGGCGCGGGUCCGCAAGCUGGGGAUGAAGGAGGUGCUCGAGGAGGCAGACAAGCCCGAGGACCAGUAUCAGUGCGCGAUCUGCAAGAUGUUCUGCUACCUCUCGCAGGUCACAUGCCAGUGCAAGAAGGAGGUCGUUUGCGCAGACCACGUUGACCUGCUGUGCGAGCACAACAUGUCUCAGCUCACGCUGCGCCUCCGCUUCUCGGACGGAGAGCUGCAGGACACGCUCAGCAAGGUCGUCGAGCGCUCCGAGGUGCCCGGCGCGUGGAAGAAGAAGCUGCAGAAGGUGCUCGAGGAGAGCGCGCUCCCGCCCUUGCGAUCGCUCCGCGCGCUGCUCGCCGAGGGCGAGCGCAUCAACUAUCCACUGCCGGAGCUGCCGACACUGCGCAAGUGCGUGCAGCGCGCGAACGAGUGGGUCGACUCCGCGAACGGGUUCAUCAUCCGCAAGCAGAGCCGCAAGCGGUCGCGCAAACGCGGUCGGCCAUCGCACGCGGAUAUCGCGGCGAACGCUGCCGCCGCCGCCGCUGCUGCGCAGGACGAGCGCGAUCCUGGUGAUAGGCCUGAUCGUACGCUGAGCGACCUGUAUGCGCUCUUGCGGGAGGCGGAGAAUCUGGGCUUCGAUGCGCCCGAGCUUGGAGUGCUCGAGGCGCUGGCGAGGCAGGCGGAGGAUAUAUCGGCCAAUGCGCAGGUGCUGUGCAGGCAGUGGCAGAUGCAUAUGACUUCUGGGGAGCGCGAUGCGCUGAUCAAGGAUAGCGAGCGGCUGCUCCUCGAUGCGUCGUCGCUGAAUGUCUAUCUGGACCCGGUGCUGGAGAUCGAGAAGGUUGUGUCACGCGAGCGGCUGUUGGACGAACUGGGAAAGUCGGACGAUGACUCGAAGGACCUGGAUGAGGUGCGGCGGUUGCUGACGCGGGCCCGGGCGUGCGACCUCGCGCCGGACAACAAGUACGUUCAGCGCUUGGAGGCGCGGCACCGGGCGGGUGCGGACUGGGAGGAGAGGGCGAGGAUGAUGCUGGAGCAGCCUGGGAAGACCAUCGAGGAGCUGCAGGAGCUGCUGGGUAUGACGGAGUCGGUGCCUACCGACCCAACCAUCCACGAUCGGCUCAAGUCGGCGCUGGCCAAGGCGAUGGAUUUCGACAAGCAGGCAAAGGGCUGGGCGACAGCGGACGGGAUGGUAUCCAAGCCGACUCCGAGUCAGUUAAGCGGGUUCAUCGCGCGCUGCGAGAAGGACUUCCACAUUCCUUCGGUCAAGAAUUUGAGCCAUAUUGCUCAGUAUGGGCGCGAAGUCGAGGACAAGUGCGAUGCUGUUUUGCGCAACCGCUACCCGCACACGGAGAAGGACGUGUUCAAGGAGAUCGAGGAGUGGGGUCGCUACGCACGCCAACAUCUGUCCAUGCUUUCUCUUCCCUUUUUCCAACAGCUGGACAAGCAGUUGAACCUUCACUAUCGCUGGCUUGAGGACCUGCCGUGGUACUGCAAGGACCAUCCUUCUGGACACGGCUCGGAGAUCCUUGAUGAUGUCAUCGAGGCGACGCGUCCCGAGGACGAUCUGCCUCCGACGGACGAGUACUUCACGUGCAUCUGCCAGGACCCGGUUCGCCCGCCUCCCCCCGGUGGCCAGUCCGACGCGGUACAGUGCGACCAUUGCUUUGCGCGCUUCCACGGCAAGUGCGCCGCCAACGGAGGCUCGUGCCCGUUCUGCGACCACAACCACUGGAAUGGCAAGAUCCACAAAGAACGCAAUUGGCACUUUUGCUUCCUGCCCCUCAUCCUCACUCGAGCGCCCGAUCUCACCCACAAUUACUCGGAUACAUGGAAGCAGCUCGAGAUCAUCGUGCACCGCGUCGACCGGCUUUCGUCCGUCAUCGGCCACUUCCUCACCUUCGCGUCACAGGCCGGCAACCAGAAGACAUCGCUGUUACCUCAGGUCAGACACUAUAUGCGCAAGCUGUAUAAGAUCCAAUUCGCGGUGUCCCCAAGCCGCGAGAUCUCGUUCGGUCUGGACCUCGCGGGCCUGCAUCGUAUUCUGGCGGGGUUGCCGACGGAGAAGCCGCACAAGAAGCGCAGAAAGCCUAAGCUCGUGUUCGGGCCGGAUGCUGACGAGGAUUGGUACGAUGGCACGCGAUGCGUUUGCCGGAGGAACGCGGAUCCCAAGUUCUUGUAUACGAAGAUGGAUUGCGACCACUGCAAGCGGCGAUACCAUGCACCAUGUGUGCGCGUGACGUCGACACCGCUGCCGGACAAGUGGACGUGCCCAUUGUGUUGCGUGCGGAAGAACAAGUCGUAUCCGUUUGCGGAGGUUCGCGUUAAGAGGGCUGACGACGAUAGAUUGACGGAGAUGUGGGUCAACAUGCCAAAGACGUACGAAAUGCACGGUCAGGAGUUGAUUGUCGAGAGAAUGCCUCUUCCACGGCCAGACGCGAUUGUUCUGGACCUCGUCUCUUUCACGCCAUGGUCGCCUUCUGAUAGUCGCGAUCGCGAUCGUACCAGUACUACAAACGGCACCUUCGCAACGCAUGGGUUCCCUACCCCUGUGCCCACACACUCGCCACCAAACCAGCGCCCGUCAUCAUCGCACUCACAUCAUCAGCCUCCCUCACCAGCACCGACACCUCCGCGAUAUUGGAAUGGUUAUCUCCCCAACCGCGUCGGGCCGAACCCCUACCAAGCCAUGAGCAGCGUCCCCCCACCACCGCCGUGGAACUCUAGCUGGCACAAUCUCAUGGCGACCACUGGGGCACGCCCAUCAGGCGUUCCGCCUGAGGUCUCCGCUCCCUCCAUGUCCGCAACGACGUCGUCCUCGUCGUACGCCGGGAAAAAGCGCAAGUUCAUCGACGAGCCCGGCCCCGAGCGGCCCGAGAGCAGCGGGAGCACCAAUGGCACCGCCGCCAACAACGGACGCGAGCCCUCGCCCAAGCAGCAGCGCCGCUCCGUCCCGCACACACCCGUACCGCCGCCCGCGACCGUGCCGAACAAGGUGCAGACGCUCUCGCCCUCGCUCGCGAUGAUCGUGUCGCCUGUCGAUACGGAGCCGUCGCCGCGUCCUGCGCCCGUCCCGCGGCCGUCGUCGCCGCCGCCUCCUGCCAACACGUCUUACAAUCCCAAGUACUACCGCGAAACGUCUUUGCGCGGGUAGAUAGUAGGUAAGUACAGCGGUCGCCGUGCAGAUGUGAAAGAAUGUUUUCUGCGUUUGCAUAUGAUGAUGUCCACGUUACCAUUGUAUCACUAGCCAGCCAUGCCAAGGAUCUUUGCGUUUUUCUUCCUUUUCUAUUUGUCGUUUACUUCGCUCAGUUUAGUUCUAGCCAGCUAGUGUAUGCUCCGUCUCAAUGCUUUCGUCACUGUUAGUCAAAUAUACUGCUAUAAUAUGCUAUAACCC
Molecule: messenger RNA, 5745 nt
Organism: Coniophora puteana RWD-64-598 SS2
Lineage: Eukaryota; Fungi; Basidiomycota; Agaricomycetes; Boletales; Coniophoraceae
Exons: 14
Coding region: 1-5505 (1834 amino acids)
Biological process (GO): chromatin remodeling
Cellular component (GO): nucleus
Molecular function (GO): histone demethylase activity; DNA binding
Source: RefSeq, a predicted model, not a curated record